AUGACUGAUGUGGAGAAUGUGGAGGAGGAGGGCCGGGUGCUGGAGGGCAUCAGCCGGAGCAUCUCGUACGACUUAGACGGGGAGGAGAGCUACGGCAAGUACCUGCGCCGGGAGUCCCACCAGAUCAGCGACGCCUACGCCAACUCCGACAAGUCCCUGGCCGAGCUGGAGGGCAAGUUCCGGCAGGGCCAGGAGCACGAGGGCAAGGAGGAGAGCCGCCUCAACGACGACUUCCUGGGCAUGCUCAUCCACACGCGGACCCUGCUCAAGGAGACCCUGGACAUCUCCGCCGGGCUGCGGGAUAAGUACGAGCUGCUCUCCUUGACCAUCCGGAGCCACGACGCCCGGCUAACCCGGCUCAGGAAGGAGUAUCUCAAAGGGUGAGGCGCUGGCCGACGGGGGAGGGGGAGCAAUUACCCCGCGGCCCGGGCCAGGUAAAAGGGCCCGGGGCCCCAGGAAGGAGGAUUCAAAGCCGCCUGGCUGCUGAGCUGCGCACAGUCAGCCGCACGUGCUCAGGUGCCCCUCCCCCACGUGGCGCUGUCCCGGGGACCUCGCCCUCGCUGUGCAGACAGGGAUGGGGCUCGCCGCUGUCCUGGUGCACCCCGCUCUGACAAAGGGACAAGGGGCAGACACAGCUGGGAGUCGGACGGAGCUUACUGCAUGCAGUCUAGGGUGAGCUGCGUGAGUGAGUGCCCACCUGCCUGGCUUGAGUCCCCCGUGUCCUGUGUCCCCUUCCUCCCACACACACGACCCCCUUUGCUUCAUACACACAAUCUUGUGUCUUUCUCUGUGUCUCCCUCUCUCUCACACAGUCUCUUUCACACUCACCUCCUAACACAUACUUGUGUUAGUGAUGUGGCUUCUCUGUGCCUCCUGCAGUUGCACCCAUAUUCUGCGUAAUUUUAUUCUUUUAAAGUGUGCUAUUGUCGUUUUUUGACUGGUCUAUACAUUUCAUCAUUUGUAUUUCUCUUACACUUUAAAUGUAAGUGGGUACUGAGUAGUGAAAUGCCUAACCUGCUCUGGCGGGGGUAAUUAUCCCUAUGGUUACUUUUUUAAAUAUAUAUAUUAUAUCUAGGGGUUUUUUUGUUUCUAGCAGUGGUGCACAUUUGCACAUAUCUCAGUGCACCUAACAUUUAUUGCUCACGGGAUGAGAAAAAAUAGAGAACAUGCCAACAGCACAGCUGGCAGCAGUUGGCUGGGUGCCAGUGGCACAGGUGCAGCACCCCCCAACAUCAGGUGGAUCGCGUCGUAGAGGGCCCAUUAACUGUUCUGCCCUGGGACCCAAAAUUACUGUCAGUGGGCCUUCCUGGGCUAGCAGAGACCUUGGCAUUGUGUUGCUACUUCUUCUGGCGGCUACUGUGAGUAGCUGGCACAAGGGUAGAAGUCACAACUGGAAGCUUCUCUUGGGAGGGGACAUGCCACACUUACAAGCCUACAAUCACCAUCAUAGCCAGGAGGCCUCUGCUUUUCACCAUGCUCUUUGCAUUCAACCAUGGUGGUCCUCUCGGUGCCCAAGUGCUACACAUUAUAGGACCCAGGUACAUGGCAGUGGAGAAUAAGGCACAUUGGUGAGCAUUUACUGGUGGGACUUGUCCUAGGCCAGGUCUACGCUAGAGGGCAAUGUCAAACUAAAGUACACACUUCCAGCUCCCUGAAUAGCAUAGCUGUUGUCCACUUACCUUAGUUCAACUUACUGCGACAUCCACAAUAUGUGGGGUCAACAGGAGAGUUUCUCCCAUUGACUUCCCUUAUUCUUCUCAACCCAGUGGAGUACCAGAGUCAACAGGAGCAUGGUCAGCGGUUGAUUUAGCAGGUCUUUAUUAGACCUGCUAAAUCAACCCUUGGGAGAUAAUCCUUGCAGUGUUUAUCUCCCAGUAAGUGUAGACAAGGGACAGUGAAGUCUUGCAGGUAACUGCUCUGUACCAAGAAGCAGGUUGCAGUCUGACCCUGGAUGGUGCUGGCCAUUCACCUCAGCGCAAAAUGAAGGAGUUUACCCCAUAAAGUCUUGUUUAAAUGAAUAUACAAAGCCAAUAGCAGCCGUUGAAGGAGAUUUAGUACAUAUCUGUGACAGUGUUAUUAAAGGAUAAGUAUCAUUGGUCUCCUACUCUUCUUGCCUUGCACUUCUGUCCACACUUUCACCUGUGCAAAGUAAGUAUGUGAUUCUGCCACAGGGCCAGAAUAUGCCACCUUUUCUCAUGAUGAGUAUAGCACCUUGUUUCUGAAAAAGCUCUUUUGAUUUCAAAAUAAUAAGCUUACUUACUGAGUAAGGUGCAACUCAGUAUAAUUAAAAAGGUGCUGUAAGCUGCCCUGUCCUUGCAUUUUACUCACACUUUGCACAGAUGUAAAACGGGUGCACAAACACAAAACAACAAAGGGC
Messenger RNA from Pelodiscus sinensis (Chinese soft-shelled turtle), 2377 nucleotides. It is a transcript of the gene FIBIN, whose product is annotated as fin bud initiation factor homolog. The record is from RefSeq and is a predicted model, not a curated record. NCBI's taxonomy places the organism in Eukaryota, Metazoa, Chordata, Testudines, Trionychidae.